AUGUCUUCAACAAACCCUUUAAUAAGCUCAAUAACAAUUUAUGUCGGUCUUCCAAUAUUUAUAAGUGGUACAUUGGGAAAUAUAGUUGAUGUUCGUCUUCUUUGGCGAACUCGUCGUAAUCCAUGUGCAUUUAUAUUUAUAGUAUCAUCACUCGUUAAUUGUAUUGUUUUAUUUUAUGGCUUAUUUACAAGAAUCUUAAGUGUUGGUUUUCAUCUUGAUUGGUCAACAACAAAUCAUAUCUGGUGUAAAACUCGUGUUGCUUUAACUCAAUCAAGUUUUUUAAUAUCAUUAACAUGUAUUUGUUUAGCAAGUAUUGAUCGAUUUCUUGUUAGUUGUCGUCAAGAAAAAUAUAGAAAAUUGAGUCGAUUAUCAAUAGCUAUAUUCGCUGUUAUAAUAACAAAUAUUUUUUGGAUAUCCAUUUUUGUUCCUUAUUUAAUAUAUGCCGAUAUAUUAAGAAAUCCAACAACAGGUUUAUUUUCUUGCACUCUUAUACGAAAUGAUGCUUUUGCUAUAUAUCAAAAUUAUAUAGGACUUCCUAUUCUUUAUGGUUUAUUACCGAGUACAACUUUAAUAAUAACAGGUAUAAUGACAUAUAGAAAUACAAAAAAAUUACAAAUAAAUCGUCAACGAGAAUUAGUUCAAAAACAAUUAACAUCAAUGAUGCUUAUACAAAUACCAAUAAUACUUCUAUCAACAUUACCAUAUGUUAUAUUUACAGAAUAUACAAUAUUAACUGCAACAGUUAGUAAAUCUGUUGAUCGAAGAGCUGCUGAACUUUUGAUUACAAAUAUUUUUACAAUUCUAUGUUAUAUAACAUUUGCAUGUCCUUUUUUUGUUUUUUUUUCUACAUCAUCAUCAUUUCGACAAGAAGCGAAAAUUUUAUUUUUAUGCAGAAAAACAAAUCAAUUGAGAAUCAAUCAAAUUCAACCCUAUUCAACAACUAUUCAGAGAUAUACAAGAACUAUUUUAAUGAGAACAAAUUAA
Rotaria sp. Silwood2 is the source of this 984-nucleotide messenger RNA. Lineage: Eukaryota; Metazoa; Rotifera; Eurotatoria; Philodinida; Philodinidae. The record is from the annotation of a GenBank genome assembly.